Messenger RNA from Plasmodium vivax (malaria parasite P. vivax), 1913 nucleotides. Its product is annotated as ribosomal processing protein, putative. Gene Ontology annotation, molecular function: protein binding. Gene Ontology annotation, cellular component: nucleolus; small-subunit processome. Lineage: Eukaryota; Apicomplexa; Aconoidasida; Haemosporida; Plasmodiidae. The transcript has a single exon. Gene Ontology annotation, biological process: maturation of SSU-rRNA from tricistronic rRNA transcript (SSU-rRNA, 5.8S rRNA, LSU-rRNA). Bases 1 to 1500 code for a protein of 499 amino acids. The record is from RefSeq and is a predicted model, not a curated record.
AUGGAGGUGAAGAUCCUGCACAGGAACCCGGAGGAGUACAAAAACAACCCGGGGGCCUCCACCUACAAGCAUAGCAGAAGCGUGGACCCAAACAUCCACCUCUUCCAAAGGGAAAUAGAAUAUAAAAGGGCCCUAAAUGCAACGAAAAUAGAUAAAAUAUUUGCCAAGCCGCUGGUAAAAUGCUUGGAUGGACACGACGAUUCAGUCCGAUCCCUCUGCGUGUCAAACAGGUCGCUAACGGACCUGUACAGCGGGAGUUGUAAUGGCUUCAUUAACAUUUGGAAUGUGCUCAAUAAAACGUUAAUUAAAAAGGUGAAGGCCCACGAGGGGUUCGUGAGGGGGCUGUGCGUCAGCCACGAUGAGAAGUUCCUCUUCAGUUGCGGCGACGACAAGUAUAUUAAGCAGUGGGUUAUCGAGAGGGGUAGUGGGGUGGGCGGCCACGAGGAUGCCAGCAGCUUGGCCGCUGACGGGGGCAUUGGCUCGAACAGUUUCGACGCGAACCGCUUUCCCGCGAACCGCUUUCCCGCCUCUCAACCUUCCCGGGGGGAGGGAGCACUUGUGGCCAGCCAGAACAUGCAGAGGCUGAACCUCCUGUCCGACGAAGUGACGCCCAAAAAAAUCUACGUCUGCAAAAGCGUGCCCAACAGCAUCGACAAGCAUUUCUCGGAGCCCCUAAUCAUAUCAGGCAGCCAACACCUAGACGUCUGGGACUACUACAGGAACAAUGCCAUAGCUAGCUUCGAUUACAACAGCGAGUACAUUUAUUAUGUGAAGUUUAAUUACGCCCAGAGGAACCUAGUGGGGUUAACCCUUUCGGAUAAUUCUAUAGGGCUGGCUGAUAUUAGAGCCAAGACGCCCAUCAAAAAAAUUUUUUUAAAAUACAGAUGUAACGCUCUAAGCUGGAAUAAUAUGAAUCCAAAACAACUUGUCGUGGCAAAUGAAGACUCGAAUCUUUACACCUUUGACAUGAGGCACUUAAAAACAGCUACUCUUGUGCACAAGGGGUUUGUAAAUGCCGUGCUAGAUGUGGAUUACUCUCCCAUUGGGAACAAAUUCGUUGCUUGCUCAUACGACAAGACAGUUAGAUUGUUUCAUAGUGACGAAUCUAGGAGCUAUGAUGUUUACCACACGAAGAGAAUGCAACAUGUCCUCUGCUGCAAGUUUAGCUUAGACACCAAGUACGUCUACACCGGAAGCUCAGACAUGUGUAUUCGCAUUUGGAAAUCCUGUGCCCAUGAGCCAUCUGGGGUCUUAUCAAACAAGGAGAAGCAAGCCAUUAACUACCGAAACAAGCUGAAGGAGAAGUACUCGUCGAUGAAGGAGAUCAGGCGCAUCAGGGACCACCACCAUGUGCCUGCGCUCAUCAAAAGUAUGUCAGACAAAAAGAAGGUGAUGCUGGAGGCCAGGAAGCGCCGCGAGGGUAACAGAGUCAAGCACUCCAGGGACCCCCACCAGCUGCCCCUCCCGGAGAAGAAAAAAAUAUUCGUCACGGAGCAGUAGUGCAGGGGGCGGUGGUGCCGCGUUCAGCGCGUUUAGCGCGGGUAGCGCGUGUAUGGCGUAUAUCACGUUGGGGGGGCACUAAACAUUGCUUCCUCAUCUUCUUCCUCCUCUUCUUCUUUUUUUACGUUCUUCUUUCACCACUCGGUUGGCGCACAUCAUCUCAACCCCUUUCGCGUGAUGUGCAUUCGUAGUUUCAUUUUUAUUUUCCCCCUUUUGUGGAACAUGAGAGGGGGGAGGGGUUCUCCCGAGUGCUCCGUGAGACACUCUCCUAAUGCGGGGUGCGCUGCAUCACUGAGCCCUUUGCAAAUUCUUCCACAUGUUUGUAACUUUUAAAACAUUUGUCAUCUGCUACUGCUAUAUGCAUGCGCGCACAUCGCGUCUGCAGUUAAUCCUUUUUAUGUGAAGAAGCCCCC